Nothobranchius furzeri (turquoise killifish) is the source of this 1233-nucleotide messenger RNA. RefSeq lists its product as uncharacterized. Lineage: Eukaryota; Metazoa; Chordata; Actinopteri; Cyprinodontiformes; Nothobranchiidae. The record is from RefSeq and is a predicted model, not a curated record.
GCAUGCAGCGACAGUGGAGAGGAAAACUCCCUUUUAACAGGAAGAAACCUCCAGAGGAUCCUGGCUCAGUAUAAGCAGUCAUCCUCCACGACUCACUGGGGAUGGAGAAGACACUCACACACACACACACACACACACACACACACACACAGCUCCAGGCCUGCUUAUUUAGGGCACUUGUUUCUGCUGCAGUGCAUGAUGGGUAAAGGUCAAGUACUAGCACAGAGAAACUUCCAACCUAAGCUAAGUGUUCCUUUACAAAUGUGCUCCUGUCUUGACCUUUAACCUUUGACCUAAGAACUGAGCCCUUCUUAAUAUGGGAUGAGAGCUAUUAGAGGUUUAAGUGUUAGAUCUGAGGACUGGUGGAGGAAACACACCUAACACCAUCUUUAACAUGUGAUAGUCCUCACUAUAAAGGAGAGAGAGUGUGUGUGUGUGAGUGUGUGCAUGUGUGUGUGAAUGUGUGUGUGUGUGUGCGUGUGUGUGUGUGUGUGUGUGUGUGUGUGUGUGUGUGUGUGUGUGUGUGUGUGUGAGUAAACAUGAGGGACCUUCAUGGUCUGAGCUGGAACAUCAACAUGAGUCGGACCUUCAUCAGAGGACAGAAAACAUGGCUGCUGCCGCUGUAAGCAGGGUGGAGCUGACCCCAGGUCAGCUGGUGGAGGUAUAAAUGCCUUCAGCUGCUCUGAUCCAGAUCAAAGAUGAAGUCUGUCCUGUUUUCCUCCAUGGUGGCGAUGAUGGUGAUGAUGAGUCCUUGUGUCUCUCCUGGUCCACUUCCUGCUCCACCUGAGCACACCAGACACAACAAGUCGAUCACCGAGAGUCUCCACCACUUCUUGGACCUGACGAACUUCACCAGGUCGGACCGUCAUCCGAACCAAACCGACAUUGGGUUUGUCAGGCUCCUCACCCCCCAGCGCUGUUUCCUAUCCACCUGUCUGACAGCAAACCUGGGAUCUGACCUUCAGAGAGGAGAUGAGAAGGCAGGCAGCCUCACCACCGACCCAUUCGGUAAUGGAAGAAAAUAAACAUUUACCCUCAUUAAAUGUGAAUUCAGCAGCUCAUGGAGGUUGGAGGAGCAGCUGCGCCCACAGAACUACGUCUCCCAGGAUGCAUUUCAGCUACAGCCUCAUACUGACACCUAGAGGCCUCCUGUCGAACAGCAACAGCAUGGUCACACUGGCUUGUUUCUGGAACACUGUUGGAUAAACAAUAAACUCAUUAUUCAUAUUCUAA